Jaculus jaculus (lesser Egyptian jerboa) is the source of this 1623-nucleotide messenger RNA. It is a transcript of the gene Prdm14, whose product is annotated as PR/SET domain 14. Gene Ontology annotation, molecular function: protein binding; RNA polymerase II transcription regulatory region sequence-specific DNA binding. The record is from RefSeq and is a predicted model, not a curated record. The transcript has 7 exons. NCBI's taxonomy places the organism in Eukaryota, Metazoa, Chordata, Mammalia, Rodentia, Dipodidae. Gene Ontology annotation, cellular component: nucleus. The coding region runs from base 1 to 1623 and encodes 540 amino acids. Gene Ontology annotation, biological process: regulation of transcription by RNA polymerase II.
AUGACCCUGCAGGCGCCAGGUGAGGUGGACAAGGUGUACUUCCCUCUCCAGAGCCCCCAGCCCCUGGCGGCCUACUACGCACCUUUCCCCGGCUACGGCCCGUACCUGAGCGCCUUGGGCGCCGAGGAGGAUCCCGUCCAGCCUUUCCCUCCGCUGUCCGCGUCCCAGACCGUGGCCUCCCUGAACCCCUUCGCCGUGGCACCUCCCUUGCUGAGUCCGGGCCUGGCUGAGCCGCUCUAUAGUGUGCCCUGGUACAACAAGCUGUCACCGUGGUACCCGCUUCCUCACAUCCCCCGGGAGAUGCCACACUUGGUGAGCAGUCCGGAUUAUCCGCGCGGCAGCCCCGGCAGCAGAGACGUGGUUCCCGUGGGUAACUCGAGCCACGGUGGCCUGCAGUGGGAACCUGAAACUUUAUUUCUGCCGCCCCCAUCGCACUUCAUACCGGCCCCCCAACUUCUGAACGGAGAGGAGAAGUUGCCUGGUGGUCGUCGUUUCGACUUCACCGAGGAGGACCUGCGCUUCGUUCUCUAUGGGGUCGUCGCCAACCUGGAGCACCCAGCCCGCCUGCAGCAUGCCGUUUCGGGAGUCCUUGUCCCCUUCGACUGCUCGGGGUCUAAACAUGUUCCUCCAACUCUGGAUAAAGACUCCCUCCAGCUUCCAGAAGGCCUCUGUCUCAUGCAGACCAUGUUUGGGGAAGCUCCACACUUGGGUGUGUUCUGCUGCAGUUUCAUUGCCAAAGGAAUCAGGUUUGGACCCUUUCAAGGUAAAGUGGUCAACGCCAGUGAAGUGAAGACUCACCGAGACAAUUCUAGGAUGUGGGAGAUCUUUGAAGAUGGUCACCUGAGCCACUUUAUAGAUGGAAAAGGCUCAGGCAACUGGAUGUCCUAUGUUAACUGUGCCCGCUUCCCCAAAGAGCAGAACCUGGUUGCUGUGCAGUUUCAAGGGCAGAUAUUUUAUGAGAGCUGCAAGGAGGUCUACGAGAACCAAGAGCUCCUUGUGUGGUACGGAAGCUGCUAUGAGAAGUUUCUGGACAUUCCCACGAGCCUCCAGAUCAUGGAGCGGGGCAAGCAGCUGUCUGGGCCAUCUGAUGAGUCAGCGGAAGGUUACCGAUGUGAGCGCUGUGGCAAGGUGUUCACCUACAGCUAUUACAGAGACAAGCACCUCAAGUACACGCCCUGUGUGGACAAGGGGGACAGGAAAUUCCCAUGUUCUCUCUGCAAACGCUCCUUCGAGAAGCGUGACCGGCUCCGGAUCCACAUCCUCCACGUCCACGAGAAGCACCGGCCGUACCUGUGCUCUAUAUGUGGGAAAUGUUUCUCUCAGUCCUCCAGCCUGAACAAGCACAUGCGAGUCCACUCUGGCGACAGGCCAUACCAGUGUGUGUACUGUACAAAGAAGUUCACUGCCUCCAGCAUCCUCCGCACACACAUUAGACAGCACUCAGGGGAGAAGCCCUUCAAGUGCAAGUACUGUGGAAAGUCCUUCGCAUCCCAUGCUGCCCACGACAGUCACGUCCGACGUUCGCACAAGGAGGGUGACUGUCUCACCUGCAGCACUUGUGGGAAAAGCUUCCUGGGCCAAGAGGAUUUCUAUUCCCACAUGAAGUUUCACAAAGACUGCUAG